Pistacia vera is the source of this 1858-nucleotide messenger RNA. RefSeq names its product diacylglycerol kinase 7-like. Gene Ontology annotation, molecular function: ATP-dependent diacylglycerol kinase activity. The record is from RefSeq and is a predicted model, not a curated record. The coding region runs from base 100 to 1557 and encodes 485 amino acids. NCBI's taxonomy places the organism in Eukaryota, Viridiplantae, Streptophyta, Magnoliopsida, Sapindales, Anacardiaceae. The transcript is spliced from 12 exons.
AACAAAUUGCUCCAUUUUGAUAUUCUCCAUUCAUUCAUUCGUUUCUCUGGAGUCUUGAGUGUGACUAGUCUUUGACUGUUCCAAAGCUUCUCUUUUCCGAUGGACUCGCCGUCGUCCACGACGCGUAUCGCGGCGAGAUCGUCGAUGAUUGACUCGUUCCGGAGCUGCGGCUUGUCCGGGAUGCGAAUAGACAAGGAGGAGCUCAAGCGGCGACUCUCGAUACCGGAGUACCUGCGACACGCCCUGCAUGACGCCAUUAAACGGAAGAGCGUCGACGAGGCUGAGACGGAGAGUCAGUUAAUCGUUGACGGAAACGACGUCGUUGAGGCCGAGCCCCCCGAGGCGCCGGUUGUUGUGUUUAUUAAUUCGAAGAGCGGUGGACGGUACGGGCCGGAGUUGAAGGAAAGGUUGCAGCAGUUGAUGGGCGAAGAACAGGUUUUUGACCUAUCAGAAGUGAAGCCUAACGAAUUUGUGCAGUAUGGAUUGGGUUUCUUAGAGAAGUUAGCCGAUCUUGGGGACACAUGUGCCAAAGAGACUCGUCAAAAGAUAAGAGUUGUGGUUGCAGGAGGUGAUGGUACAGUUGGUUGGGUUCUAGGGAGUCUUGGAGAACUUAACAAACAGGGUCGGGAGCCUGUUCCUCCUGUAGCAAUCAUUCCGCUUGGCACUGGCAAUGACCUGGCUAGGAGUUUUGGUUGGGGUGGUACAUUUCCUUUUGUCUGGAAAUCAGCUGUCAAAAGAACUCUCCUAAGAGCCACUUCAGGUCCAGUUUGCCGUCUAGAUAGUUGGCAUGCUGUAAUACAAAUGCCGUCGGGAGAAGUUGUGGAUCCACCCCAUUCUCUGAAACCUAUAGAAGAGUGUGCUCUUGAUGAGGGUUUGCAGAUUGAGGGGGAUUUGCCUGAGAAAGUUGUUAGCUACGAAGGAGUGUUUUAUAAUUAUUUUAGUUUAGGAAUGGAUGCUCAAGUUGCUUAUGGCUUCCACCAUUUACGUAACGAAAAACCUUACCUUGCACAAGGCCCAAUUACAAACAAGCUAAUCUACUCUGGCUAUACUUGCACUCAGGGUUGGUUUCUCACACCUUGCAUAAGCGAUCCAAGUUUAAGGGGACUGAAGAACAUCCUAAGGUUGCAUGUUAAGAAGGUCAAUUGCUCAGAAUGGGAGCAGAUUCCAGUUCCUAAAAGUGUGAGGGCAAUAGUUGCUUUAAAUCUUCACAACUAUGCAAGUGGAAGGAACCCAUGGGGUAAUUUGAGUCCGGAGUAUUUGGAGAAGAAAGGAUUUGUUGAGGCCCACGCUGAUGAUGGUCUCCUAGAAAUUUUUGGCUUGAAGCAAGGAUGGCAUGCAUCAUUUGUUAUGGUUGAACUCAUCUCUGCCAAACACAUUGCUCAGGCUGCAGCCAUUAGAUUAGAAAUUAGGGGUGGGGAGUGGAAAGAUGCAUAUAUGCAAAUGGAUGGAGAACCGUGGAAACAGCCGAUGAACACAGACUACUCAACGUUUGUAGAAAUUAAGAGAGUGCCAUUUCAAUCUCUGAUGAUCAACGGAGAGAAAUUAUCUGGCAUUUAGUUUAUCAGGUUUGGAUUCCUAUCCCUGGGUUGCCGAGUCUUCGUGCAGUUAAGACCUAUGUAAAAAGCUUGAUUGUCACCCACAGGAAUGUAGAUUAUGCUGAAGUGCCCAAGUUGUUAGGGGCUGUAGUGUAUUAAUUUAACUCAGUUGUUAGUAAUGAGGUUCCGAUCCUUUUUAGGUUGUGAAUACUUGAUUCACGAAGGAAACAUUUUUGUUGUUUUGAAAAAUGAAUUCUUUUAUCUGUUAAUAUUUUUAUUGUUGACUUUGCUAAGCAAUUGAAACACUUGGGACCCUUUGUUUA